GGCGCGGCGCGGCGCGCAGGCGCGGCGGGCGGGUUUCCCGGGGCUACGGCCGGCGCCGCGCCCGCUGUCCGCCGCCGGCGCCAUGGCGGGCUGCGCGGCGCGGGCUCCGCCGGGCUCCGAGGCGCGGCUCAGCCUGGCCGCCUUCCUGCUGGGCGCCUCGGUGCUGGCGCUGCCGCUGCUCACGCGCGCCGGCCUGCAGGGCCGCACGGCGCUGGCGCUCUACGUGGCCGGGCUCAACGCGCUGCUGCUGCUGCUCUACCGGCCGCCGCGCUACCAGAUCGCCGUGCGAGCCUGCUUCCUGGGCUUCGUGUUCGGCUGCGGGGUGCUGCUGAGCUUCAGCCAGUCUUCUUGGGAUCACUUUGGCUGGUACAUGUGCUCGCUGUCCCUGUUCCACUAUUCCGAGUACCUGGUCACGGCGGUCAACAACCCCAAGAGCCUGUCCCUGGACUCCUUCCUGCUGAACCACAGCCUGGAGUACACCGUGGCGGCCCUGUCCUCGUGGGUCGAGUUCACCCUGGAGAACCUGCUCUGGCCAGAACUGAAGCAGGUCACCUGGCUCAGCGCCAUGGGCCUGCUGAUGGUGGUCUUCGGAGAAUGCCUGAGGAAAGCAGCGAUGUUUACGGCCGGUUCCAACUUCAACCACGUGGUGCAGAAUGAGAAAUCAGAAACGCACACGCUGGUGACGAGCGGGGUGUACGCCUGGUUCCGGCACCCUUCUUACGUGGGCUGGUUUUACUGGAGUAUCGGAACCCAGGUGAUGCUCUGCAACCCCAUCUGCGGCGUGGGCUACGCGCUGACGGUGUGGCGGUUCUUCCGCGACCGGACGGAGGAGGAGGAGAUCUCGCUGAUCCACUUCUUCGGCGAGGAGUACCUGGAGUACAAGAAGCGGGUGCCCACGGGCCUGCCCUUCAUCAAGGGGGUCAAGGUGGAGCUAUGACCCCGGGCCACGGCGCCUCCACUCUGCGCAGCCGGACAGAACGGCCUCCGCCGGCCGCGGUGCAGGAUGGAUUUUCUUAACCACUUUAUACUCACCACUUCCUCUUCGGGACAUCCCCAAAGACCAAAGGUCAGAGGCCUUAGGACCAAAGGACCCUCCCCAACUUCCCUGAGCAGUCUGUUCUCGGGCUGAAUCAAGGUGGGACGAGGAUGAGGUGAACUGGGAGCAGAUUAAUAGCAAUGUCAGCAGUGCGCCAGGCGAGCCGGGCUGCAGGGGCCCAGCGGCCCCGUGAGGCCUCGCCAGGUUUGGGCUGUAACCAGCCCCCCCCCCCCCCCCGGGAGGUGGACCCCGUACCCAGAAUCAGGUUUCUUCCGCCGGAAGGGGCGUAGGCACCCGGCCUUCUAGCAUUAGAGACACAUUUUAACGGGAACACGAGCAGCACAGCCCUAACCUCCUCAUUCCCAUCCUCCGUGGACCAUGAGCAUCUGUCCAGUUUUAAAGACACGUCCUGAUGAGGCGCUCCACAUGGUUAUCCUCUUUACACACCUGUCUGUAUGAGUGGCUGGGCGUCAACAGCUCCAGCUCUUACCUGGCAGAAAGGAAGCAUCCACACCCAGGCAGGCGGCGCUGUGUCACCAGGUGCCCCGGGCCCCUGCCCGUCUCCCCGGUGGGGCUGCCGUCGGUGGCAGGCAGUCCGAGAUGUGUUCUUCCUGGGCGCCUGCUGUGUGCGAGGCCAGGUCACACGGGAAGUGCUGCUCUGUGCCAAUUGGGGUCUGUUCUUCCUUUACCACAGUGUGUAGUUUUAUGUUUGAUUGAAAUCUAUUAACUAUUGGUUUUUAUGUUCUGUUCUCAAUUUCAUUGUCCCAAACGGGCUUCCAAAGGGUUGUGGGCGCUCGCACAGCCACACAGUGCAGGCGGCUCGGGAGAGUCUUACGUAGAGCAGAUGGUCCCGACCGAGAGUCAGUCCUAGCUUUGUCUUUCCAGUUCAGGGAGAGUGGCUGUCUGUAGGAGCCUAAACACAGAGCUGUGAAGACCCUCGUUUAACCUGGACUAGACAGGAGCGUGGUCUGUGGGAUCCUUCCGCGCAGGGCGGCGGCAGCGCCAGCGCCGGGACCGCGAACGUGGAGCCGGACUGCUGCGGAGCACAGACCCGUGGCCUCCGAGGAGCCACUACCUUUCCGUGCCUAGACCUCCCCAUCGAGAAUGGGGUCAAUACCGCCUACCUCAGGGGUGUUGUGAAGACUCAGAAGAACGUCCCACGUUUUUAACGCUUAGGUGACAGAGGACGCUGGAAUCUGUGCCGUGUGAGACUGCGCAAAAAGGACAUUCGGUUAACAGUACCGGAUGCCGGAAUGUGUGUGCAAGAGCAUUUACCAACUCAAAUAGUAUUCAUUUCUAGAUUUCACGGCCUCAUUCGUCCUUCCGUCAUUGUAUGUACCAAAGAGGUGCGGGUUCGCAGACUGGUGUGAGGACCAGGCCCCUGCCCUGGGCCUCCGCAGGGCGUGUGGUCAGACGGCCACGCCUCCGUCGGGUCCGGGCCAGCCUGUUCCCCAGGCCGCGCUGGCUGAGGUCAGCUCCGCUUAGGACUGCAGGAUGGGGGGCGGGGGGGGGGGGGCACCCCCAGCUCUUUGAGGUAAACUUCCUGCCGCGUGGAGCCACAUCUGAUGACACUUCCUGGGCCAUGGGUCUGUCUCCUGAGCAGCUGAGAGCAGCUCUGAGGGCCCGGCUCUGGGGGGAUUGUGUGAUGAUCUGUUCUCCCCUCCCCCACCAGAGUUCAGGAGCUCAGGCCUGGGGGCUGGCAUUCUGCUGGGCUUUUCCAGGGCAGGGGGAGGCGGGGAGAACAUGGCGCCCUCCUUUGCAAUCCCGGGCGGGCGGGCGGGCAGGCGGCGUGGGGUUACCUCGGGAUAGAAGGUGACCCGGGGAGGGACAGGGUUUGGCAAGUGGCUGGCUUUCAUCCGGUCCUGGGUUGUCGGUUAUUUUUAACCUCUCAGAUGUAGCAGGACGGCCCACAGGGCAGGGAAUCGGAUUAAUGAGGUGCAGGCUGUCUGGGUACUUCUCCCCCUCCACCCCCACCUACCUGGGCCAAGGCCAUAGCCGCUGCCCUCGAAUUAAACCGCCAGGAGAUUUCUCCUCCCAUUGCGGCUUCUUACGGGGACACAGGCACCGCGCAGAAUAACGCUGUGAGGGAGAGCCGGCCAGGCCGGAGGCAGAAGGCAGCUCCCACAGUCCUCCUGGUGCGCUGCUGGAGCCUCGGAGUGCAGGCCACCGGCCCGCCAGCCUCUCCGCACGGGGGAUGACUGACGGGAGGAUUCCCAGACCAGUGAUACAUCGCAUCCACAGGCGAGGCGCAGUGAGGCUUCCGCCACGGCUCAUCUGUGGUAACCGUCGCUCCGUCACGGUGCACUAAGCUACCCACUGUCCCUUCUCUGCACUUUCCCACCCACUGCCUUAGAUGGCUGCCCCCUCCCACCGUGUUUGCUUAGAGACGUGGCCAGGGUAGGCGGCCCGGGCAUCGCUGCUCGGUGGGACCUGCUCUGAGCUCCUGGCCUGGGGCACUGGCCGUCCCAGCCUGGUCACCGGCGGCCGCUCUGGGGAAGCCGGCCUAGCGAGGAGAACUUACUGGAGUAAUUAUUCUACUCUUCUUUCUACACACAGAAAUGUUUAAAUAUUUUAAAUUGGAUUUUCUCUCACAGAAACUGAUAUUCUUUCCAAAUCUGAAAUAAAACUGUACUCAGCUUCACUACGAA
This is a messenger RNA of Pipistrellus kuhlii (Kuhl's pipistrelle), 3684 nucleotides long. It is a transcript of the gene ICMT, whose product is annotated as isoprenylcysteine carboxyl methyltransferase. Gene Ontology annotation, molecular function: protein C-terminal S-isoprenylcysteine carboxyl O-methyltransferase activity. The transcript has 5 exons. Lineage: Eukaryota; Metazoa; Chordata; Mammalia; Chiroptera; Vespertilionidae. The record is from RefSeq and is a predicted model, not a curated record. The coding region runs from base 83 to 937 and encodes 284 amino acids. Gene Ontology annotation, biological process: C-terminal protein methylation. Gene Ontology annotation, cellular component: membrane; endoplasmic reticulum.